AAAUUAAGCAAAUAAUACAAAUAAAAACAGUAUUAACCAUGGUAUAAGCAACAAUUGAAUGAAACUUACAUUGUUAUCGACUAAGACCAUCUCGAUACUCUCUCCACCAGUUGCAGAAUAUUGUUUCCAUAAACGAAUGUUGUUAUGAUGUGUAUAUAUGUGAUAGUAUAAAUAAGAGAGGUAGAGCUGAUAAAGAAAAAGUCCACAUGUUGUUACUAUCGCAUGCGUCUUUAUGUGUAUGCGCAUCAAGGGCUACAACUGUCACAUUUGUGUGCAACUUGUUUAUCCCCUUAAUAGUUUUAUAUUCUUAAUUUUUCUGUUCCAACAAAUUUACCAUAACUAAAAACACGCGUAAAAACAAUAUCUAAGAUAUCCAAUGCUCUAAAAUAUGCCAUGUGCGGACACCUGUACGGUGUGUAUACGCUAUACAAUCCCGGCUCUCGGCCAUGGUAACAUGGGCAACCGCACUGGGUCCAUAAUUUCUCGAGUGUUAUUUUAAAAGCUCGUUUUAAUUUGUUCAAUUAUUAAAAAAUCCCAUAGUUUUAACUAAACCAAAUCUAAUAACAAAAAGACAAAACAACAAAAAUCUCUACACUACUUACUUUCUCCUAUCCUAGGGCCCACCUAAAGAUGAUGUAUUUACUAAAUAAUAAGAAUCCAUAUUUAUAUAUUUUUGCAACAACAAGGGCACAGUUUUUUUUUUUUAGUGUUGAAUUUAUACAAAAUUUAAAAGUAUGAUAAUCAAAGUUUCUUAAACCUUAAUUUGCAAAACAAAAUAAUGAGUUUAGCUAAUUUUAUAAAAAAAACUUUAACAUUCUUUUUAAUAAUUAUAUUAAACUAAUUAAUUAAAAGGUCUUUAAUUUUUUUUUGCCUAGGGUCCUUCAACAAGUUAAGCCAGUCCUGACGCUAUGCGGCUACUAAACGUACAAAAAAACAUCAUGUACGGCAUGUUAUACGGUUUGUUAAAAUUCAGGUGUAUAUUCAGCUUCCUAGUCCGCAUACUCCGCAUAUUGAUGCGUUUGUGUUUACUUAAAAGUUAUGAUGUUCAUCAUAUAGAGACUACACUACGUAGUGUAACUAAAGUUUUAAAAUAAAACUAGACCUUGACUCAUAAUUCACGUUCAAUUCAUCAUUUUCUCUAGCUACAAGAAAAAAAACUAGAGUAUGCUGCUCUCACUUGAUUUGCUUUAUAUUUCUUUAGAUUUUUAAAAUUAGACAUUGCUUUAUUUUGUUUAUAUUUAUAUUAUCAUUUUCACAUUAUAACUAUUUUGAUUCUUAAAUUCUAAAAUAUUAUUAAUUUUAUGUGUUUGUAUUUCUAGCAUAUAUACUAUUGAAAGCUCUUAUAUUAUUUUAGUAUACGUAAUAUCUGAUUCUGAUACUAGAUAUAACUUAUAAGUAUAUAUUUAUAUAUAUAUAUAACUUAUAAGUAUAUUUAUAUAGAAAACUAUUAAUAUUAUAUAGAUAGAUAUAAGUUUAUACAUUAAAGUAUAUAUCUGCGUAGGUUCGUUUAGGCGUCCGCGUAUACAGCUAGGCGCUAGGCACUACGUCACCAGACCGAGAGCGCAUAGCGUAUUUUAGAACACUGAAGAUAUCAUUAGGCAGUAGUUAAACGCUAAAUAACGAGUUAUUGAUUAAGCGGACGCAUAGAGCAAUUUUUUGAACUCCUUGACGGUUUUUAAAAAAUCUGUUAAAAAAUGAUUUCAUAUAGAUAUAAUUUUAUCGUCAACAAAAAUGGUUUUGCCGCUCAAACCAUUUUUAGAACAUUGCGCUGAAAGCGUUAAAAUAUUUUUUUUCCUCGUUUAUUCGACGAAAACAGUGAUAACAAGCAGUUAUAUAAACAAAUAUAACUCCCAAUACAUUUAAUAAUUAUGAUUCAUAAUGAGCAGGGAAAAAUUGGAAGAGGAUGCAGAAACUAUUAAAAUGUUUCAAAUUCAUCUGUCAUUUAUUUAGUAAGUUGCAAUAAAAUAAUCGAACUCAUAAAUCAAUACAAUUGCUUUGCAGAGCAAAGUUUUUUUUUCAUCUAAGGCUUUUUUAUUCAAUAUUGUCAUAACAUUUGAUAUGGUACAUCCCAUCAAAAAAGUCAAAACAAACUAUUGAGAAAACGUUAUAACUUGAUAGAAAUAUGGUCUGACAAUUAUGAUCACAAAAGAAAUCAAUGAUAAAAUCUAGAUCGAAUAUUGGUUGAUAAUUCAUUGAUAUCAAGCUGAUCUUGUUUCGCGCUUAUUAACAAUCGAAAUACGUUUCCGCGUCAUAAUGGGUUGCAGUCACUUGCGUUGCCUACACAAGAAAAGUUCUCUAAAUAAAGAUAUAUAUAUUUUUAGUUAAAGUUGUUCAGGAGGAAAUUCCUUCUGACAAAAUUUACUCUUGAACCCGUCCUACAAUCUGCGAUAACCAUUACAACAAAAGACAUAGCAAAACGAGUAUAUCUCCAAUUACAAAAGCUGGCAGAAAACAAAAAUAUCCUCGGAAACUUAGGGAGAAAUCCAGAAUAAAACCAUAAUAAUGUAUAAAAAACAAGAAAAUACUAUUAGAAAAGAAAUUUCAGCGCCGAUGCUCAAAAAGCCACCGGCGUAAGGUCACAAAAAAUCAUUUUUUCUCUCUCUUGCGGCUGAUCUAUUUUUCAUAUAAAGAAAAAAAUAAAAAACGGUGAAACCCGAAAACUUUUUCAGGAAGUAACUCAUCCUAAUACUAUUCUCGCUUAAGCACACUUAACUGCGGAAUUCUGAUAAGUUUCGUAAACAAUGUUUUCGAAACCUACUAUGUUAUGUAAAUUGUUUUAAAUAGGAUAAAAAUGUUAGUAUGAUCAAGUUUUAGAAAAAAAAAUUUUGUUGAAUGAAGGUUUAGUCCCAUCCAUUUGCUUCCAUUCACAACUUUAAUAGAUAGCAUCACAUAGAUAGUUUUAAUAUAUAUAUUGCCAGUUGUAUUUUUGUCUGACUAAUUGUAAGAGAGAAAAAAGGAGAAUAUUGAAUAUGGUUGGUAAUUUUAAAUUGGAUCAGAAAAAAUAUCUGGUUAGAGAAAACACAGAGCAUAUUACCAGUAUGCCUUACAGCGACUUUACUCUUUAACUUUUUUUGGAUACCUUUCUUUACCAUUUUUCCUUUUUUAUACUGCUUAGCAAGUGUUUGAAUCUAGAUCCUAAUCCACUUAACUUAAAACUAAUAUGUGCUAAUUUUAUAAAUGGUAUAAAGCUUUAUUCGAAAUUCGGAUUAAAAGGGCAAUAUGACGUACCUCUGCACUUAAAUCAUUAGCUUAUCUCUUAAUGUUCCUUUACCAUUAUUCUUUUUUUGGUCAAACCAAUAUCCCUUUUCAUUUCGUAUUUAUAUAAUUAUUUAAAAAUCUUUUAUCGCUUUGCAUCACUAGUGAAUGCUAACACUAUCGAAAAUUCGACAAAUUAAAACUAAGGAGUCCAUGCCAAAUAUGAAAGUCGAAGUAUAUCUUUGCUAUAUAUAUAUUAAACAAUGACAGAGUAGUUAAACAAUAACAAAAAAAAUCGUAAUAUAAUGAAACGAAAAACAAAGUCAUGAAAUUAACGUAAUUAAGGACAAGGGAAGUUUGUAUGAAGGUGCAUAAUAUUAUUUUAGUCAUGUAUAUGUAGUAAUAAUUUGUUAUAAUAUAAUUGAACCGAUAAAUAAAUUUAUAAUUGAUUCUUGAACCAAUGGUUUAAAAAUCGAUUACAUCACAAGCAUGACAAAACAUACAGUACAAAAUGGUAAUACUUAAUACGGUUAAGUUUCAGAAUAAUUUCGGAUACGACUAAUUGUAUUUUAUUUUAGUUUUAAAAUUGUUGACCGCACUUCAGUCAAUAAUCUAUACUAUGUUAAAUAGAAGUAGCACCUCUUCCCCAUUUAGAACCAGAGUCUACUAGUUUUCUAAACUGUCUCAGAUGAUCCGUGAUCGUAUGGGUUAAGUGACUUAAGUCGAAAGACUCGCACUGCCUGACGCAUCAUCUUCUUUGUAAAUAUAGGAGAGAGCGAGAGAGAGAGAUGACAGUAGAAGAGGCAGGAGAUGAUCACACAAAAGAUGGAACAGUUGAUCUUCAAGGCAAUCCUGUUCGAAGAUCCAUUAGAGGUCGAUGGAAAGCUUGUUCCUUCCUCGUCGUGUACGAGGCGUUUGAGCGGAUGGCAUAUUACGGGAUAUCGAGCAACCUAGUGAUUUACAUGACAACCAAAUUGCACCAAGGCACCGUUAAGUCCGCGAAUAAUGUGACCAACUGGGUCGGGACUGUUUUCCUCACUCCUAUCUUGGGUGCUUAUGUCGCGGACGCUCAUCUUGGUCGCUACCGCACUUUCGUCAUCUCUUCUACUAUCUACUUUUUGGGGAUGUUGGUGUUAACGUUAUCAGUAUCCAUACCGGGAAUCAAACCACCAGAAUGUUCUAUGGCUAAUGCUGAAGACUGCGAACAGACUUCUAUUCUACAGUUAGCGGUUUUCUUUGGAGCAUUAUACACAUUAGCCAUUGGUACAGGCGGUACAAAAGCGAACAUUUCUACCAUAGGAGCCGAUCAGUUUGACGAGACCGACCCAAAGGAGAAGAUUCAAAAAAUGUCAUUCUUCAAUUGGUGGAUGUUUAGCAUCUUCUUUGGCACUCUCUUUGCCAAUACAGUUCUUGUCUAUGUUCAAGAUAAUGUGGGCUGGGGCUGGGGUUAUGGGAUUCCAACUUUGGGACUUGCUAUUUCCAUCUUUGUUUUUUUAUUGGGCACUCCUUUUUACCGCCAUAAACUCCCUACGGGAAGCCCUUUCAUGAAGAUGACUCGAGUCAUUGUGGCUUCAUUUCGCAAAGCUAAUGCCCCGAUGGCACGCAGCCUCACACAAUUUCACGAGCUGCCUUCAAUGGAAUAUGAGCGGAAAGGCACCUUUCCGAUCCAGCCCACUAAGAGUCUAAGUCAACUGUGUUGCAGAUUCUUAGACAGAGCUUCACUGAAAACAGGAAUAACAGAUCAGUGGAAUCUUUGUACAAUCACAGAAGUCGAAGAAACAAAACAAAUGCUAAAUAUGUUACCUGCCAUGUUUGCAACUUUUGUCCCAAGCGCAACGGUCGCUCAAGUCAGCACUUUGUUUGUCAAACAAGGAACCACUCUUAACGCAAGGAUCGCCGGAAACUUUAGCAUCCCGCCAGCGAGUCUCACCGCCUUCGUCACAGUCUCAAUUCUCGUCUCCAUUGUCUUAUAUGAUCGAGUCUUUGUCAAGGUAACUCGAAAAUUCACCGGUAAUCCAAGAGGCAUUACUUUGCUUCAACGAAUGGGAGUUGGUAUGAUCUUCCACAUCCUCCUCAUGACGGUCGCAUGUUUCACCGAAAGGUAUAGACUAAAAGUCGCUGCUGAUCAUGGACUCGUCCACCAAAAGGGAGUAAAACUACCAUUGUCAAUCUUCGUUUUGCUUCCUCAGUUCAUGUUAAUGGGCAUAGCUGAUGCUUUCUUAGAAGUUGCAAAGCUCGAAUUUUUCUACGAUCAAGCUCCUGAGUGUAUGAAAAGCCUCGGGGCAUCGUAUUCCUUAACGAGUUUAGGGAUCGGGAAUUUCUUGAGCAGUUUCUUGUUGUCGACGGUAUCUAAGAUAACGAAGAAACGAGGAAAAGGAUGGAUUUUGAAUAACCUUAAUGAGUCUAGGUUGGAUUAUUAUUACUUGUUUUUUGCGCUUCUUAAUUUUGUUAACUUCCUCUUCUUCUUGGUUGCGGUUAAAUUUUAUGUCUAUAGAGCUGAGGUUACUCGUCCAGUGGAUGUGAAAGAAGAGGAAGCGAAUGUGAUGGGUGUCGAGGAGAAUGAAUAAUCAAAAACUGUUUUCUAUACACUUCUGUUUUCUUUAAAUUUUAGUGAACUUCUCCGUGGACU
Messenger RNA from Brassica rapa (field mustard), 5824 nucleotides. RefSeq names its product protein NRT1/ PTR FAMILY 5.2-like. NCBI's taxonomy places the organism in Eukaryota, Viridiplantae, Streptophyta, Magnoliopsida, Brassicales, Brassicaceae. Gene Ontology annotation, cellular component: membrane. The record is from RefSeq and is a predicted model, not a curated record. Gene Ontology annotation, biological process: dipeptide transport; transmembrane transport. Gene Ontology annotation, molecular function: dipeptide transmembrane transporter activity; tripeptide transmembrane transporter activity.